AUGAGUAAGACAAAUGUAACAGAGCAACACUACAUUGAGUGUGCCACGUGUAAGAACUACUCCACAUUUUACUGCAACACCUGUCACCAGCGAUUAUGUGAGCAGUGUAGAUAUGUCCAUCUCCGUGAAAAAGAAAACCGAAAACACCAGAAAGAACUUAUCAAGAUUCGAGACAACAUUCUUCCUCAAUGUAUAGAUGAAGUAAACUCACAGAGAGAGGUAGCUGAAGAGGCCAAGAAGAAAAUAUGGAAAGUCAGAUUAGCUAUUAAACACAGUGCAGAUGAGAUUAAAUCGAUAGUGGAUAGUAUUCUGACUGAAAACAAUGCCAAGUUAGACAUAAUAGAGACAUCAAUUUUAGAUGAGAAAAUAAAGGAACAGAAAAAGUUAAAAGACUAUAUCUCAUACCUGAGAUUACUAUUGAUCGAGGACUACACUAGUGAUCUUUCAUCAUGUCAAUUAACAGAAAUUAUAAGGUACAAUAAAAAAAGUAAAAACAUUCCUCUGAUGAAAUAUCUUGAAAUAAUUGAACCUGGCAUUCCAAUGUUUACAAAUGGCAGAAAGAUAAAGGAAGAAAUAGAAUCGAUUUUUGGCCACAUAAAACCACGUGCAGAAAGACUGAAAGUAGUUGAAACAAUAAAGGCAUCAAUACAUCAAUUUAACUCCAAACCAUAUCAAAAACUAAGUGUGGUGCUAUCCAGAUCUAUUUCAAAAACACGACAAUUUAAUUUAUCUGGACUCAAAGCAGUUAUUCAUUUAUCAUCAGCAGUUCGAUCUAGCAGGUUUUGGGCAAGUGAUGAUAUUUGGGAAUCUCAUUCAAUUUGA
Molecule: messenger RNA, 822 nt
Organism: Saccostrea cuccullata (small rock oyster)
Lineage: Eukaryota; Metazoa; Mollusca; Bivalvia; Ostreida; Ostreidae
Exons: 2
Coding region: 1-822 (273 amino acids)
Molecular function (GO): zinc ion binding
Source: RefSeq, a predicted model, not a curated record